Notolabrus celidotus (New Zealand spotty) is the source of this 1503-nucleotide messenger RNA. RefSeq names its product ubiquitin carboxyl-terminal hydrolase L5 (gene uchl5). The record is from RefSeq and is a predicted model, not a curated record. Gene Ontology annotation, biological process: protein deubiquitination; ubiquitin-dependent protein catabolic process. Gene Ontology annotation, cellular component: Ino80 complex; cytoplasm. The coding region runs from base 140 to 1129 and encodes 329 amino acids. Lineage: Eukaryota; Metazoa; Chordata; Actinopteri; Labriformes; Labridae. The transcript has 11 exons. Gene Ontology annotation, molecular function: proteasome binding; cysteine-type deubiquitinase activity.
UUCCAACGACACGUGAAUGCAACUUCGGUGAGGUCACUACAGUGCGGUGAAAUUAGCUUGAGUAGCGGGUGCACGGCUAAGCUUGAAUUUUAUCAUCUUGUUUAUGUGCACAGUAGGUUCAAUAACAACAUUUUAAACAAUGGCUGGAAGUGCUGGAGAGUGGUGCCUGAUGGAGAGUGACCCUGGCGUGUUCACAGAGCUCAUCAAAGGUUUUGGUUGCAAAGGUGCACAGGUUGAAGAGAUAUGGAGUAUGGAGCCAGAGAACUUCGACAACUUGAAACCAGUUCAUGGGUUGAUUUUCCUCUUCAAGUGGCAGCCAGGUGAAGAGCCAGCAGGAUCAAUUGUUCAGGAUUCAAGACUGGACCACAUCUUCUUUGCAAAACAGGUCAUUAAUAAUGCCUGUGCCACCCAGGCAAUAGUCAGCGUUCUUCUCAACUGCUCCCAUUCAGACAUGCUGCUGGGAGACACACUGACAGAAUUCAGAGAGUUCUCACAGAGUUUUGAUGCUGCAAUGAAAGGUUUGGCUCUUAGCAACUCCGAAGUGAUCCGACAAGUUCACAACAGCUUUGCCAGACAGCAAAUGUUUGAAUUCGACACCAAGUCGUCAGCAAAGGACGAAGACGCCUUCCACUUUGUCAGUUAUGUUCCUGUAAAUGGCCGACUAUACGAGCUGGAUGGACUCCGAGAGGGACCAAUUGACCUAGGUGCGUGUAACCAGGAUGACUGGAUAAGUGCAGUGCGUCCAGUGAUUGAGAAAAGAAUACAGAAGUACAGUGAAGGAGAGAUCCGAUUCAACCUAAUGGCCAUCGUGUCAGACAGAAAGAUGAUAUACGAGAGAAAAAUCGCAGAGCUUCAGGCACAGCUCACUGAGGAUGAACCCAUGGACACAGAUCAGAGCAGCACGUUCCUCAGCUCCAUCCAGUCAGAGAUUGCAAAGCACCAGCUCCUUAUUGAAGAGGAAAAUCAGAAACUUAAAAGAUAUAAGAUUGAAAACAUUCGACGAAAGCACAACUACCUUCCGUUCAUCAUGGAGCUGCUGAAGACGCUGGCAGAGUACCAGCAGUUAAUACCUUUGGUGGAGAAGGCGAAGGAGAAACAGAGUGCCAAAAAAGCCCAGGAAGCCAAGUGAACAGAGAAGCCUGAAAUCUCACACACACACACACACACACACACACAAACACACAAACACACACACACACACAUUCAGAACCAUGCAGUCCCCCUUUCAUCACUGAGCCACAUAUUGUCAUUUUCAUAUUAAUGUCCGUGGAUGUUCAGCAGCACGAGCUCACCGUGGCAUCCUGUGAACCAUCCACACUUAAAGAACUGCACUGCAGGUGUAGCAGAGAGACUUCCCUCUGAAAGCUCUCUAUGUGAGUGUCCAUCUGCUCUAAUGCAUGAUAGAAGGAAACUUGUGCUCAAAUAAUGUUCUGUCUUAUUUUCAUAAUAAAAUGUUUAGAUGUUUGUGAAAUUAUGUUUUCAUGAACAGAUUGACGAAACUCA